GCGUCGAUGAUGAACUGCUUCUUCCUGACAAUUGGGAGUGGAUGGGUCGAGGUGCCAUUCAGAUCACCUGGAAAGCAGCAGACGAGAAGGAGGAGGUGCAGAAAUUGCAGACUCUGUCGUGCAUCCCGAUCGUGAUCAUCCCCACAAACACCGUGCCGAUUGACUACGCAUUGUUCGUCGUGUCGCCGUUCCACAAGAAGUACGCCGAAGUUAAGUCGGACAUCAAGGAGAGCGAGUUCGAUGGGUUCACGUGGACGGAGGAGGAUGAAGAGGGCGUGGAGACCAUCUACGAUGCCGGUGCAGGAGCUGACUGA
Symbiodinium pilosum is the source of this 314-nucleotide messenger RNA. Lineage: Eukaryota; Dinophyceae; Suessiales; Symbiodiniaceae. The record is from the annotation of a GenBank genome assembly.